Messenger RNA from Xenopus laevis (African clawed frog), 1001 nucleotides. RefSeq names its product uroplakin-2. The transcript is spliced from 5 exons. The record is from RefSeq and is a predicted model, not a curated record. Lineage: Eukaryota; Metazoa; Chordata; Amphibia; Anura; Pipidae. Bases 77 to 802 code for a protein of 241 amino acids.
UCCUGCCAUUGUCCUUCUCUGGGAUAAGAAAAUCCUUUCCCCAAACCUGACAACUCCUCACAGUAGAAGGAACACCAUGACUCCGCUGCUAUUAAUCUGUGCCCUUGUCAGCCUACAAAGGGGUCACGCUUUACGAUUUUCCGACCUGAACCAAUCUAAUUUCCAGUUCUUCACAAACACGGACGAUGUUCUGGGGGCAGUCCUGAGCCAAUCGUUCAUGGUGAAUGUGCCCAGCUGUAUCAACGCCGUGGGGUACGUGCCAAGCACCCUCAAAGUGGCUGUUGCAAACAGGAAUCCAACAUGCAUGGUAGACACAGACAGCAUUAAAUCUCUGAAAACGGACCCCACGGCCCCAGUCUACUACACAGGGCAAAUGAAGGUCCCACAGUGCCGACUCCGGAGAGAUUUAGAGCCAGUGAAAAUGAACAGCAUGAGAGAUCUGGGCUACCAGGUGGGAACGGAAAACUGCACGGAAGUCAGUGGACCUUUCUGCAACCAGUUUCUACAACCAGGAACCUCUUAUUGGGUGAACUUUAUCAUUUUGGAUGAAACAGACACUCCAAGGGCAUACACGGGCUGGUCGGAACCCAGGACAACUAGACAAGUAAGAUGUUUGGAUGCCGUGGACCUUGGACUAUCAGGUCACUCUGGUGGAAUGGUGAUCAUCACUGUACUGUUGUCAGUAUCAGUCUUUCUGCUCCUCCUUGGAUUUAUGGCUGUUGUAGUUGUCAGCAGAGCCCCAAACCUGUUCACUUCAGAGAGUAAGGAUUGCUUGGACAUGCAAACACAGCCUAGGCCAUGACAGCCCUGAACUUUUCUACUUCUCGGACUCAUAAGCCCACGAAUAUAAUAGGCCUCGAGCGUUUAAAAGAGUAACUAAACCCUAAAAAUGAAUGUGGCUUAAAAUGGCCUAUUUUCUAUAGUGAACUUAUUGCACAAGGCUAAAGUUUGAGCCCGUCAAUAGCAGCAAUGAUCCAGGACUUCAAACUUGUCACAGGGGG